AUGCUUGGCACUGAGCAUGAAAAACAUGCAAACUGUAUCCCGAGGAUGUGUCUAUUCAACACUGACACUGACCCAGGUGAAGAAUCGAGUCUUGGGAAGUCAUUUGUUCCAAUUCCAUCAAACUCCGCGUUCUUCGCGUCCGUCGCCGUUUACGGAACUGUUCCUUUCACAGGCCGCCUUGAUGGCGAAGCAGCCUUAGCAAGGGCGUCCCAAGUCUUUGCCGCAGUUGCGGCCGUCGACCAAGCACCUGGACGAGAGAUCUGUGAAGAGUUGCUGACCAAGGAGGUACCAAGGGCUUCUGAACUCUGGGCUGACCGUGGGCGACGCGGUUUGCACUGCGGCAUUUGGAUGUCUGUGGGAGGAAGCUCUGCAGAGAAGGAGGUGCCCAAGGCACCAUCCUCUCCACUCCUGCCGAUUUGGCUAGAAGGGGAGCUGAUGGGCCGGCAAGUGUGGCCGCAGCCAAAGGUGACCAUCUCAGGACGUUUGGAGGCACGUGGAAUUCCCACCUCCAUGCGGAGCGCUGCAGAAGCCUUUGCAAAAAGAGAGCGGAUCGCAAUGACUCACCGCAGGGCCUGA
Molecule: messenger RNA, 576 nt
Organism: Durusdinium trenchii
Lineage: Eukaryota; Dinophyceae; Suessiales; Symbiodiniaceae
Source: the annotation of a GenBank genome assembly